UCAUUUGUUUCGACUGAAAUUGAUUCAUACUUGGGUGAAAGUUGUCCUUAAUAUUUCUAUUGCUCUGUAAGAAAUAUGGCGAAACGAGUAAAAUACGUUUUACGUUGUAAUUAUUGUGUUCGUGAAUAAUCGUAUUAAGACCCGUACAUUAAGAUUGUUGCUAUCCAGUUUUAAUGUUUGAACAAUUUAAGAAACAUUCAGUGACAUGGAAGAAAAAGAUGUAACAUUCAUUUUGCAACUUGGGUUGAUUCGUGAUUCUGUAACAUUGAAUGCAUCUUCUUUUACUUUAAGAACUUUAAAAGAAGCAGCAUGUGAUUUUAUAAACAUAAAAUGUCCUGAUCAUAGCCUUACUCGAUUAGCAGAGAGAAUUUUACUAUUCCGACAUAAUUAUUCAUGUGAUCAAAUUCUUGUACCUGUAAAUAAUGUUAUUGAUAUAAGUGAUGAAACUAUAAUUGAAAUAAUUCUUUCAGGUCAAUCAUUAUCUGAGGAGUAUGAGAGCUCAGUUAUUAAACCACAUUCUUUAACAGUACAUUCAUAUAAAACUCCAACAUUUUGUGAUUAUUGUGGUCAAAUGUUAUUUGGGAUAGUUCGUCAAGGUUUAAAAUGUUCAGGUUGUAAUUUAAAUUAUCACAAAAGAUGUGUUGUUAAAUUGCUCAAUGAUUGCGGAGGUGGUAGCAGACAUAAAAAUAGACAUAAAUCAAGUUCUUCUAAUUUGAGUGUUUCAACUCGUAGUCCAUCAAAUGUUUCAUUAAUAUCUGCAGUAUCAGAUGAAUCGGGAAUUAGUGGAAAUUUGUUGAAUGUACCCUUGAAGAGUAAAAGCCGAUCACCCUCUCCUGUCAAAAUACCACACACAUUUGUUGUGCAUUCAUAUACUAGGCCUACAAUUUGUCAACAUUGUAAAAAAUUGCUUAAAGGAAUUUAUAAACAAGGAGUGCAGUGCAAAGAUUGUCAUUAUAAUGUGCAUAAAAAGUGUAUGGACGAUGUACCAAAAGAUUGCAUUAGUGAUUAUCCAAUUGAUUUAAAUGAAAGCGGUGUAGGCAGUGAAUCUGAGCAUGAAGGGUCUGGCAGCAAAGGUGAAGACGAUAGCGAUGGUGAAAAUAAUACACCAUCACCUCCUUAUGUUGUUCCACCAAUGGUAACUAAUUCUCAGAAUGGACAAAAUUUGGAGACUGUAGGACAUUUUACAGAUAAUCAUACUCCUCAAGAUGAUUUAAAUUAUGUUGGUUCUACAUCUAGUAAUAAUAUUCCAUUGAUGCGAAUAGUUCAAUCUAUCAAACAUACUAAGAGACGAUGUGGUUCAAAAGUUAUUAAAGAGGGUUGGUUAGUUCAUUUUACUAACAAAGAUAAACAGAGAAAAAGCCAUUAUUGGAGAUUGGAUUCAAAAGCUAUUACACUAUUUAUAAAUGACAAAACAUCAAAGUAUUACAAAGAAAUUCCUUUAUCUGAAAUACUGUACAUUGAUAGUGCACUUGUUCCUCGAGCUCCUGGUCCAAUGCAUUGUUUUGAACUUAAAACUACUAACCUUGAAUAUUAUGUUGGUGGUGAAGAACAAAACUUAUCUGGAGGGACAAAUGUUGAAGAUAAUUGUAGUGAUACUUGGACCAAAGGAGAAAAAGACUGGGAGAGUAUAAUUCAACAGGCACUAAUGCCUGUACCAUCCAAUCCUACAAUGUCACGUUCAGUUAAUGAGACUAAUGAGCAACAACAAACUGUCACAGAUAUGAGUCAAUUGUAUCAAAUAUUCCCUGACGAAGUGUUGGGUUCUGGUCAAUUUGGUAUCGUAUAUGGAGGUAAACAUAGAAAAUCAGGUAAAACUGUUGCUAUUAAAGUAAUAGAUAAACUAAGGUUUCCUACUAAACAAGAAGCUGCUUUAAAAAAUGAAGUAGCCAUUCUUGGAAAAUUAGAACACCCUGGUGUGGUGAACCUUGAUUGUAUGUUUGAGACAACAGAACGUAUUUUUGUAGUCAUGGAAAAAUUAAGAGGAGAUAUGUUGGAAAUGAUAUUAUCUAGUGAACGCAGGCGAUUGUCAGAACGUAUUACUAAGUUUUUGAUUACCCAAAUAUUAAUAGCACUUAAACAUUUACAUAGCAAAAACAUAGUUCAUUGUGAUCUAAAACCAGAGAAUGUACUUCUUAGUUCAAAUUCUGAUUUUCCACAAGUCAAGUUAUGUGAUUUUGGAUUUGCUCGAAUAAUUGGUGAAAAAUCGUUUCGUCGAUCAGUAGUUGGAACCCCUGCUUAUCUUGCACCUGAAGUUUUAAGAAAUAAAGGGUAUAACAGAUCUUUAGAUAUGUGGAGUGUUGGAGUUAUAGUUUAUGUAAGCCUAAGUGGAACAUUUCCUUUUAAUGAAGAUGAAGACAUUAAUGAUCAGAUACAAAAUGCCGCCUUUAUGUAUCCAAGAAAUCCAUGGAAAGAAAUUUCACAUGAUGCUAUUGAUCUUAUAACUAAUUUGUUACAAGUAAAGCAAAGAAAACGAUUUACUGUUGACAAAUCAUUAGUACACGUGUGGUUGCAGGAUUAUCAAACGUGGUGUGAUUUAAGAGAACUCGAAAAAUCAACAGGAAAUGGAACUCGAUUUUUAACACAUGAAUCUGAUGAUGCCCGUUGGGAAUCAUUUCAAAGGCAUUCAAGAUUUUUAUGAAA
Molecule: messenger RNA, 2640 nt
Organism: Aphis gossypii (cotton aphid)
Lineage: Eukaryota; Metazoa; Arthropoda; Insecta; Hemiptera; Aphididae
Gene: PKD
Product: serine/threonine-protein kinase D1
Exons: 17
Coding region: 206-2638 (810 amino acids)
Biological process (GO): protein phosphorylation
Molecular function (GO): protein serine/threonine kinase activity; ATP binding
Source: RefSeq, a predicted model, not a curated record